AUGAGUGAUUCCGAAAAGGAGGAUGGUCCGACGACAACACGACCGGUGGACAAUGCUUGGUCGUUAAAAAUCCCGGCUUUCAAGCCUGAGGAUAAUCCUCAUCGUUUACUCGAAGAGAGUUCAUUCGCUACUUUGUUCCCCAAGUAUAGAGAACAAUACUUGAAAGAACAUUGGCCAUUGAUACAAAAAGCGUUGGAUGAACAUGCACUCAAGGCUGAGAUGGAUCUGAUCGAAGGUAGCAUGACUGUGAAGACUACCAGAAAAACGUGGGAUCCUUAUAUUAUAGUUAAAGCUCGUGACAUGAUCAAACUUAUGUCUAGAUCUGUACCCUUCGAGCAAGCGGCGAGAGUGCUUCAAGAUGACAUUGGUGCAGAUAUCAUAAAAAUCUCUUCUUUUGUAAGAAACAGAGAGAAGUUUGUCAAGAGACGUCAGAGGCUCAUAGGGCCUAAAGGUUGUACCUUGAAAUCUAUUGAGUUGUUGACAAACUGUUACGUUGUAGUGCAAGGACAGACUGUAGCUGCAUUAGGCCCUUACAAGGGUCUUGCGCAAGUGAGACGUAUCGUUGAAGAUACUAUGAAGAAUAUUCAUCCCAUUUACAACAUCAAAGCGUUGAUGAUUAAGAGAGAGCUGGCGAAAGAUCCGAAAUUGAAGAAUGAAAAUUGGGAAAGGUUUUUGCCUAAAUUUAACAGUAAGAACAUUAGCAAGAGGAAACAACCGAAGAACAAGAAAGAAAAGAAACCGUAUACUCCAUUCCCACCUCCUCAACAGGAGAGCAAGCUAGACAAGAUGAUGGCCUCUGGAGAGUAUUUCUUGAAGGAGGAGCAAAUGAGAGCGAAGAGAAAGAGGGAACAGAACAUCAGGCACCAAGAGGCUGAGAAGAAGAGGCAAGAACGUAGAGCGCAAGCAUUUGUACCUCCUGAAGAGGAGUCCAAAGAAAAGAAAGAACAGACUGACGUAGUAAAUUUGGACGAGUUUAAGAAGAAGGUUAAAAAGGCACUGAAGAAACGCGGUGCCCAGUCAUAA
Messenger RNA from Heterotrigona itama, 1023 nucleotides. Lineage: Eukaryota; Metazoa; Arthropoda; Insecta; Hymenoptera; Apidae. The record is from the annotation of a GenBank genome assembly.